AUAACAAUUUACAUUAGCAUCUAACUAAUCUUUCAAUGCGAGCUGUUAAUGAAUUCAGGUAACAAGCUGAAGCCUGGAUUCAAAGGUCACCUACAAUAUCUAAUACAAAGAGAAUAGCAGAAGCAUCAAUGUAAAACAAAGAGCAAGGCACUGAAUCCCCACAUGAAGUCAAUUUUUAGAAGAUCUGUCAAAACUCAUAUACAGAGGACAUAAAACCCUAGAUCAACAACUCAUAUAUGGGAUAUGAAACCUGUCACCAAAAUGAUGACUUGAAGCCAAGAAUUGAAGACUCAGAAUACCAACUUUCUAAGAGAAGUAGCUUGGAUCUCAAGUUUGAUACAAAGACUCUUAGUAGAAACAUGUUCCUACCAUCAAACUUCACUUUUCACAUAAGAUAAACUUAUCAACCUGAGGUACUUAUCGAGACAUUCUACAGAAGUAUUUGAUUGUUAAAUAAGUUAGCAUGCCAUAUAAAAUUGAGUCAAAACCUACUAGGAGAAAGAUAAACUGGAACAACAAGGUUCUCUUGCUUUUUCUAAAGCCCAUAAUCAACAUGUUAGGCUUCCAGAAUGAGGAUAAGAAUACAAAUCUAAGGAGCAAAGAGCCCAAACGAAUUGUCCUCCAUCUAUACAAGAGUCCAAGACGUGACAUUGAUAUGUUUCAUGGUAUUCCAUAAAUUGUGAUUACUGUAUUUUGAUGAAUCGUUCAAGAUUCAGUUCAGAAUCGCAGUCAUUUAUUUGAUCGAAUAGAGGAUUUAGAGUCACAAACCUAACAACAAAACAAACAAGAAAGUUCAUUUUAACCGAGAUAUCAGCAGCAGAAAUUUUUGCAGCUUUCGCGCUUGUGAAAAGAGGGUAAUUUGGCUUCCAUUCAGCUUAAUGGAAAGUGACACUUCUACUCCAACUUUUGACACUUCCAUUGGAAAAGAAAGCAAGCAAAAUGAUUUCAAUUUUGAGGAAUAAUUUGGUCCGCCACAGCAGCAGCUCUAAGCAACCCGAAUCGUACCCUUCCUCAACUCCCUGCUUCUCCUCCGUAAUCCUACCUCCAACUCCAGUCGACCAAGAAUGUCCAUCCACUGCUACCCCUUCCUUGUAGCCUCACCUGCAAUCCUGGCUCCCUGCCCCAACAGGUGCCUUAUCCCCAUCGCCUCUACUGCAGUUUUUCUCCUUCCUUCCCUCCCUACAGUCUCCCAUAUUUUGAGCCUCCAUUAUCUACAGUCUAGCGUAAUAACGGAUGAUUACUGCUUACUCUAAGAUUCCUUACUACUGUAGAAUUCUAUUUUGUAGUUACUGAUCUUUAGGAAUUUGUUGUAACUCUCUCCUCCUAUUUAGGAUCUUUUCUGAUAGGUAUUAUCUUUUUCAAGUUUAUCUUGUUGCUGCAUCUGCUGUACAUAUCUGUAUAAAUGGUCUGCCAUACAAUCAAAUAACAUCGCAGUAUUUUUCAUCUUCUACUUUCUUAUCUUUUAUGGUAUCAGAGCGACACUAAACUCCCACGACUCGAUCCUCUAUUUUUUUUCCGCUUACUAGCCCAACCACUCAAAUGGCCGCCAAUAUUUCUGUGGCCAAUGCUGAUAGAGUCAACAACGCCAUUACUAUUGUCCAAUUCAAUCCCCUUACGCAACUGCCCAUAAAAUUAACUGGCAGUCACAAUUUCUCCCCGUGGAAAGCUCAAGUUUCAAUGCUUAUGUGUGGUCACAAUCUCUAUGGGCAUCUCGAUGGCUCCAUCCCUGCCCCUACAUGCACCAUCUCUCAAAACAAUCAAGAUGUGGAUAACCCUACAUUUGUUCCCUGGUAUCGCCAAGAUCAGUUAAUUCAAAAUGCUAUCUUGGCCUCUGUUAAUCCUACACUUGCCCCUACUGUUGCUGUUGCAAUCUCCGCCAAAGCUGCCUGGGAUGCUUUGCAUACUGCAUAUGCGAACAAAUCUCAAACAAGAAUUUUCAGCUUGCGAGAUAGAUUGGCUCGCCUCACUAAAGACUCUCGUCCGGUCACCGAUUAUCUUCAUCAAGUUCGAUCGAUCUGUGAUGAACUUGCAACUGCUGGUGCCCCUGUAUCAAACACCGAACUCAUUGUUAAAAUACUCAGUAGACUCGGAUCUGAAUUUCGCGAACUCUCUGCUGACAUUCGUGCUCGGGAUUCUACAAUUUCCUAUGAAGAGCUUUAUGAAAAGCUUCUGGAUCAUGAGCUUUUCCUAAAGCACGAGGAAGACAAGAAGCCAUUGUCAACACCUAUUACCGCUUCUGUAGCACAAAAGACUACACCAACUCCUCCUCGUCAGGGUAAUAAUCCUAACUCCAGCAAUCGCCGUCCAGGUCCGAAUGCACCUGCCAACAAUCAGCAAUGGCAAGCACAACCAUGGCGCCCACGAAGAAACAACCAGCAGCAGAUCUUAUUGGUAUCGUUUUCUUCUGAUUCUUUUUCUUCUUUCCAAAACUUGUAUGAGAAGUACCCAAAUACAGCUCAUUUUGAUUGCAAUUGAAUGGGUUUAUUAGGUAAGGAGCCAAAAUUCCACUUCUGGAUAAAUCUACAAACCAAAUUGCAGGUUCGAUAAGGAGCCAAAAUUCCACUUCUGG
Messenger RNA from Nicotiana tabacum (common tobacco), 2569 nucleotides. The record is from RefSeq and is a predicted model, not a curated record. NCBI's taxonomy places the organism in Eukaryota, Viridiplantae, Streptophyta, Magnoliopsida, Solanales, Solanaceae.